Molecule: messenger RNA, 1668 nt
Organism: Fusarium keratoplasticum
Lineage: Eukaryota; Fungi; Ascomycota; Sordariomycetes; Hypocreales; Nectriaceae
Exons: 6
Coding region: 1-1668 (555 amino acids)
Source: RefSeq, a predicted model, not a curated record
AUGCACUUCUCAUCGGUUAUCGCUGCAGCCCUCUUGCUGCUCAGUCAGCCGGCUUCUGCCCAAAACAUGACGGAAAUCUGUGCUGGUGCCCCCGGCAUCCAAGGUUGUACAGGGGCGUUCAAAAUCCCUGUUAAAGCCCAGUUGAAGACUUGUAGAACCAAGUACUACUCGAUUGAUCCCUGCAAGACCAAAAAGACAUUCAGAUAUCCUUGCCCCAUUUGGAGCGACCCGUUCAGAAUGUGUGAUGGCACAACCUGUGUUCCUGGUACUGUUGAGAAAUGGACAGAUGUUCCAUGCGGAAUAAACGUCAUCACGAAAACCAUUUCCGUUUGUCAAUCCAUCCGAGAUAUCUUGGGCGGCGCCGGGAGCUCUUUUAUCGACAAAGCCAACACCUUGUGCAACUGUCUCCCCCAAAUGCUCUGGUUAGUCAACUCGGGGAGGUAUGACAGCGCCUUUAGACCAGACGGUUUGCUCAAGGUCGAGUCGGAUGUGGUUACCAAUGUUAUUCGGCUGCAAAAUUGUUUCCUUGAAAAGGAACUUGGGGUUAAAGACAAUCGAAAUGAAGUGUAUGCCAAGGAGCUCACUCCCAAGGACGGCUGGCUAGUCUUUACCGCGCCUGAGAUCACUUCGGCAACCUAUGCAGAGUUGGCCGUGGCUGUUUCUCCCUGUCUGACGGGUGUUGGGUGCAAUCCAAUUGCCGUAACUGCCUUUUUUACUAGAUAUGUCAAAUCUGCGGCACUCGGUAUGGGUUUGCAAGUAGGAAACUUGCUUCUCGGCUGGGUAGAAACAUUUGGCUCAAUGAAGACAAAAGUAUCGACGAUUAUAGGUGCAGCCAACACUAUCAAAACGUCCGUUGGUGCCCUUCCUGGCAAGGUUGACACAACCAAGAAGACUGCUUGCAAGGGAAAGCUCUGCUCUGGCCCCGGAGUUUCUGCUUUUUUGAGCAAAGUUAACAAAGCUAUUACUGCUGCACAAUCUUUGCAGAACAUCCGACAGUCAGCUGACAAGGCGGCGAGCGCUAUCCCGGAGAUGAUCAGCAUUGCCGACAAGGCCAUCGAAGUCACCAAGAAGGUUCCGAACUCGAGCUUCUUCAUGGACCUUAUUCAAAGCGGUUCCUUCACAAAGGUCACAGACAUACUGGAAUCCAUACAGAUUGUUAAGAAGCUGCCAGAAUCGGUCAAGGAAAUCGAGGCUACUGUUGGCCCUGUCCAAGAGCUCGUUUCCAAGUACGAGCCCCUUGUCAAAACGGUUUCUGCAACCGUCAAAGAGGUUACUUCAUUCUCUUGGACUUCAUACACCAAGGAAUUCCAGGCAGAUUCUUCGGGCAAGUUGCGGGGCUUGUUGACUGGGCUUCAAAACAUGAUCCAAUUGCAACUGGGCGAGCCACUUGAUGAUAUUGCCACAGAGAUCAAGAACUUGAAAGAUGCUUUGGCUACCUUUCCAGUCAGCAAAAGCAAAUUCGAUUACGACGCUGAUGUGACCUACUACAGCCGGUGGUCUGAAGUCUCGGUACCUGCGCCAUGCUCCAAGCAGAACAAGGCAAACUUUGAGCUCUCUGGAUACAAGACCUCUUAUAAUUACCCCAGCUUUUACCGUUGCGAUUAUGGACCUCAGCGAGUUCCGUGGCCGAGGCAUUUUGUUCCAUACAUGAAGAUUAAGAUGAGCUAA